This is a messenger RNA of Misgurnus anguillicaudatus (oriental weatherfish), 2049 nucleotides long. RefSeq names its product coiled-coil domain-containing protein 138. Lineage: Eukaryota; Metazoa; Chordata; Actinopteri; Cypriniformes; Cobitidae. The record is from RefSeq and is a predicted model, not a curated record.
GUGUUGUGUUUUUGUGUCGCGGCUGAUUUAAAACAUGAAUAACGAAUCAGAUUCUGACUGUGAAAUAGAUGAAAGAAUUAAAACACUGAAGAAUAAAUAUCUGCCGAAGAGGAAUCACGUCUCUGGUAUAUCAAACACAUUUGCUCUGACAUCAGAAGAUGCUGGAAGUAAGAAGUUAAGAGAGAUGAGAGACUAUAAAACUGUCCUGAGAGAACUCAACAGGGCUCUUUCUGAUCAACAUGAAAGUAAUGCUGAUAGUGAUGAAGAUGAUGAUGAUGGUCUUGAAGAAACAAACAUAUUAUACACAGAGACAGAUGUGACUUUACCAUCAAAUCUGGCUCAUUCAUCCAGCUCAUGUGAGUCAAACAGCAGAAGGAGGGAGGUCAUGGAUGGACCCCAGAGCUCAUGCAGCGGUGCAGCAGCGGUUCAUGUUUAUCAGGAGAUGCUGCACAUUUAUGAGAAGCUGCAGGCCGAGCGUGUCAGUCAGCAGGUUUGGUCUGCAGAACUCUGUGAUCGAGAGCGUGAGCUGCAGCGGCGAGAGAAUGAACUCAUGCAGCAUCAGCGUGACAUUGAUAAACUCAGAGGAGCAGAAGAGGAGAUGAUGAAAGACAUCCGCUCCUUACAGCAGCGAUAUCAGCAAGAGACAAAUGAGUUAAAAGAAGCUCUGAAGCAGAAGACUAAAGACAUUAAGAGAAUAAAAUCUAGUUUUGAUUCAAUGAAAGAAUUAAAUGAUUCUCUGAAGAAACAGCUUCACGACGUCACUGAGCAGAACAGAAAGUUGGAAAGUCAAUCAGGAAAAGUUCAAGCUCGUCUGGAUAACCUGCAGAGGAGGUACGAGUACUCAAAGACGCACGGCGGCCGAGAAAACGACUUUCCUAAAGCUUACCAGCCAAAACCCAGCAAACAGGAAAACCCAUCGAUGAAUAAAACAAACAAGGAGGGCGGCGCUCAUGGACCUGCAGUAAAACUCAUAAGCGCUCUGUUAGAUUGGGUCGUGGACGAGCGGCUCAUCGAGCCCGGAGAGAAGUCGAACCUUACAGCCUGUCAGUCGUACGGCACGUCACGUCCAUCUCUACAUCACAGAUGCUCCACGGUUCUCCCGGUGUUGGUGGAGUUGCUGCAGAAGGAGAGCACCAUGAUGGAGUCGUCUCUGCAGUUAUCUGUACUGCGCUGCGUUUACUGCUGUCUUACACAACUUCAGCACAGCACACAGUACGCUCCUCUGACGUCUACACUGAGGAGGUUAGGUGAGGAGGUGUCUCGCGGCUCAGGUGACCCAGUUAAUGGCCGUCGGGUUCGUCCGUGUCCGCUGUUUAAAAGCUCCUGUCUACACACGCGUCUCCUCUGUAGCCUCAUCAUCAUCAAAAGCAUCAGUCAAGUGGAUAUCUUGGCUCAGGCUUUGGAUGUGUUAUUGUGUGCCGUGAGGACGGAUGAAGGUCAGCAGCUCUUUCUUCAUUAUGGAGCUCUCUCGGCUGUUUUGUCCGUGUUAAGAGUCGGCGGUCCGGCUCUUCUGAUGCUGUCUGUGGAUCUUCUGCUGCAGAUGAGCACGCAGUCACGAUUUCUGGAAGAAUGCAGUACUGAAGAAUUCUUCCGUUGCGUCUCACUGUUCCUGCGUAAACCUCGUUUGGAUCCGGCAGUGUUGGAAAAGAUCUCCGUUCUCCUCCAGAAGUUGUCCGGUAUCCGAAAGAACAAGCGUCUGUUUGAAGCGUCUUCACUGCAUUUAUUACUGCUGGAGAUUCAUCGCUCUGCUGACCCAUCACAGACCUUUCUUAUUAUGAACCUGAGCUCCAUCCUGCUCAAUCUGGACAUGCUAACUCGCUCAUAACUUGCUCAUAACACACUAACUUGCUCCUAACUCACUCAUAACUCGCUCACCUCUACAUUAAACAUCACAGUGCACUUAAAUGAUUUACUGCCCUCAGACUCUGGAGUUUUGUUUUAGGAUGAAGUGAUUUUGAGGGCCACAAAGGCGUUUGUUUGUUUGUUUGUUUGUUUGUUUGAUGUUGAGGUGAUUUAGACAGUGUCUCACAGAUCAUAUGGACUAUGUUU